Molecule: messenger RNA, 1224 nt
Organism: Pomacea canaliculata
Lineage: Eukaryota; Metazoa; Mollusca; Gastropoda; Architaenioglossa; Ampullariidae
Product: probable low affinity copper uptake protein 2
Exons: 4
Coding region: 373-1002 (209 amino acids)
Biological process (GO): copper ion transmembrane transport
Cellular component (GO): membrane
Molecular function (GO): copper ion transmembrane transporter activity
Source: RefSeq, a predicted model, not a curated record
ACCAGACACUCGACUCACGUGAUUGCUAUAACUCCAGCCUUUCUACAGCAAUGCACUCACAACAGACUGUUCCUGAGAGAACUGACCCGAAAUUUCUGGCUUUGGGGGGAAAGAUAGCAGCUGCUAAUUCUUAGUCCAUGCGAAGAAGAAUAAGUAACUGAAAAUCCAGGGUUCACUUCAGCUUUGUGGAUGUCGAUCAAUGCAGUUCGCAAAUGUCUCUAUUUUUUGGGUGAUUACAUUCUUUUGGUAGCUCUGUUUUCGUUGAAAGAAUCUUAAGGAAAUUGUGGUUAGCCGUUUUCUUGGUAUUCUGAAAUGAGACCUGGUCAGUAGGCUUUUAGGAAAAGUGUUGCGAGAAUUUUGCCAGCAGCUACAAUGAACCAGCAAGACAGCAAUGCUGAUGUUCACCUCGGUAAAUGUGGCCAGACGAGCGCCAGCGAGGACCAUGGUCAUCCCAUGUUUUUCUCGAUCGCAACAAACGCCAACAUUUUGUGGAGUGGCUGGACAAUUGCGACACAAAAUGGACUAAUUCUGGCUGCUAUUUUUAGCCUGGCUCUGGCUGUGCUGUUGGAAGCUUUGAAAUGUUAUAUCUGCAUGAAGCAGCUAAAAAGGACUCCUAAAAAGUCUCGAUGGCAGCAAGUCAUAAGAAGUCUCUUGUACAUGGUGCAAGCCUUGGCAGGCUACAUUCUCAUGGUGAUGGCCAUGACUUUUAAUGCCUGGAUCAUGGUCUCAAUUGUGCUAGGCUCUGGACUUGGCUAUUACUUAAUUCGCCAUGUCCUUCACACUGCUGAAUGCCGGGCCAAGAAAUUUAAGUUGGCUCAAAAAAGACUGAUGGCCUCUCCACCACUGCUUCAGCCUCAGCCUCAGCCACGACCAGAGGUGUGCAUGUGUGCCAAGAUAAAAGAAGCUACAGUUGCUGAAUGCAGGAAGGAGCGGUGGCCAGCAGAUGACCCUUUGCUCAAGUCCCUCCGAGCCACUGCUGAUGGGAAGGAAACCGCUGUAUAAUCAGAUCACACCAUGGUGUUGACAAAUGGUUUUUGAAGAUAUUAAAUGAUUGGAAAGACAUUGAGAAUCUACUAGCUCUUUUGUGCCUGGGUUUUCAUAUCUCUGUAUUUUUUAAUUUUUGAAUAGACAUGAAAGUUACUUCUUCUUUUUUUUUUUGAUAUUUACAUGCUGUGUCCAAUCAUUUUUGACAUGGUAUAUUUAUAUGCUACUUCACUUUUUUUU